Glycine soja is the source of this 1341-nucleotide messenger RNA. RefSeq names its product 11-beta-hydroxysteroid dehydrogenase-like 5. The record is from RefSeq and is a predicted model, not a curated record. Gene Ontology annotation, molecular function: oxidoreductase activity. The transcript is spliced from 6 exons. Lineage: Eukaryota; Viridiplantae; Streptophyta; Magnoliopsida; Fabales; Fabaceae. Bases 83 to 1174 code for a protein of 363 amino acids.
CAAACCAUUACAUUUACAUGUCCAACUCACACACCCUCUCUUCUCUCUUUCAAUUCCUUCCCAGCUCUUCAUUGAAGAAGCUAUGGACUUUCUAAACUUCUUGCUUAACUUGUUGGUCCCUCCAGGCAGUAUGAUCACCUUGGCUUUCUCAUGGCCUGCACUUUGCUUCCUCAAUUUUUGUGAGUGGCUUUAUAAUAGUAUAUAUGGUGAGGAUAUGGAUAAUAAAGUGGUCAUAAUCACCGGGGCAUCUUCAGGCAUUGGAGAGCAAAUUGCAUAUGAGUAUGCUUUGAGGAGAGCAAAUUUAACGUUGGUGGCCCGCAGAGAGCACAGGCUAAGAGGGAUCGCUGAGAAUGCAAAGAGAUUGGGUGCAAGACAUGUGAUGAUUAUGGCAGCAGAUGUUGUGAAGGAAGAUGAUUGUAGGAGAUUUGUUAACGAAACCAUAAAUGUCUUUGGCCGUGUAGAUCAUCUUGUAAAUACAGUGAGUUUGGGACAUACAUUCUGCUUUGAAGAAGCUACAGACACAUCAGUUUUCCCUGUUCUCCUGGAUAUUAAUUUUUGGGGGAAUGUUUAUCCAACAUUUGUGGCUCUUCCUUACCUUCAUCAAAGCAAUGGUCGUAUUAUUAUCAAUGCAUCAGUUGAAAGUUGGUUGCCUAUGCCAAGGAUGAGUUUAUAUGCUGCUGCAAAGGCAGCAUUAGUGAACUUUUAUGAGACACUGAGAUUUGAGUUGAAAGAUGAGGUUGGAAUAACAAUAGCCACACAUGGUUGGAUUGGAAGCGAAAUGACGAGGGGCAAGUUCAUGCUGGAGGAGGGUGCGGAGAUGCAAUGGAAGGAAGAAAGAGAAGUGCACGUGACGGGAGGACCAGUAGAGGAGUUCGCAAGGUUGAUAGUAUCAGGGGCAUGUAGAGGAGAUGCAUAUGUGAAGUUUCCUAGCUGGUAUGAUGUAUUCCUACUAUACAGGGUGUUUGCUCCAAGAGUUCUUAACUGGGCAUUCAGGCUUCUUAUUUCGCCACAAGGGACAAGAAGAGCUUCUUCUUAUGUAGGGACUGGCAAACACAUCGAAGCUGUGGGUAUGGUGAGACCUAUGGCUAUGCUGGAGGGAACCUCACCUACACACAAUGCCAUUGGUCCUCUUACCUUCUCUGGCCAGCUGAUCAGCCAGCACAAGCUCGAUUAAUUCCAACAUCAUAUCCUCCAGAAAAUUAUGAAGCCAUCUACUUUUUCUAUAUACAUAUAUGCCUUUAUCAUUUAUUGCAUUCUUGCUAUCACCAUGCUUCGUGAAACUAUGUCAUGUUGUUGGACUUUGUUGUCAAAAAUGAAAAUAAACUUGUCUUGAUUGCCAAA